AGGGUUUUCACUAAUCUUAUUAUUUAGUUGAUUUUACUUACAAGUUACAAGGAGUUUGUAGCUAUACCACAUGAGUUCACUUGAUUUCUAGGUUCAAUCGAAUCCUAUGUUAUUAUGAGUAUAUGUACGAGUAAGUUUUCUUUUUCUUCUCCGUAAAUUAUCUGAAUUCGGAAUUGGUGUUGUUAUAACAUUUAAGUCGUGUACACAUUGAACAAUAUUAUCGUCCCACUCAUUUAUUAUCUAACCAUUUUCUUGGCCCUCUACAAUUAUUUUGUAGUAUCUUAUAUAUAUGCCAUAUGCAUCCAUGUGAAGUUUUACCAAAAUACAAAAAUAAUACAGAAAUUACAAAAGAGGAAAACAGAUUAAAAUAAUAAGCACAUGACAUGUGCUUACACACUCCAUGCAAAAAGAAAUAAGAGAGAUCCUUUAAUUCUUCCGCAAACUUCUCUUACACUAACAAAGCAUCACUUUUCCAAAAAUAGAUGCGCCUUUGUCUCCUCUUUUCAUAUCUGAAGAAGCUUCGUCGUCUUCGGAUCUAGCAUUUUCUUUUUUCUUCAUUUUAGGUUUAAUUCUGAUAAAAGGUGCUGACUCGAAGACAUUAUCCAAAGAAAGGGAAGUGUUUUUGGUUGUGUGCAGAAGAGCAUUAAAUGAAGACAAUGUCAGAAAUAUCAGAAGACAACACAAAUGGAGUCAAAUCUUCAAAGGUUAUCGUAAAGGAGAGCUCUCAGGUCAAUUCAUCGUCAAGAAUCUAUUACUACGGCGGAGCCUCCGUGCCGUUUUUAUGGGAGACACGGCCAGGGACACCAAAACACCCUCUUUACUCUGAAUCGUUUCGUCUUCCACCGUUAACGCCACCUCCUUCGUACUACUCCUCCUCCUCCUCCUCCGGGAACAAACAGAGUAAAACGAGAACGAAACAAACUCGAUUCGUGAAGACUCUGUUGUCACGUCACGUGUCGCGUCAUUCGUUUUCCUGGUCGUCUACGUCUUCAUCUUCUUCCUCUUCGUAUUCUUCUUCGUCUCCUCCGUCUAAAACAGAGCAUCGUCCCAAAAAAUGUUACCUUUCUUGCUCGAGAUCUUAUGCUAAGGAAGACGACGAGGAAGAAAUUAGGUCGUCGUCUCCGACGUCGACGUUGUGUACUUAUAAAAGAGGGUUUAGUUCAUCUAUGGGAAGUGUGAAGAGAGCUUUGUGUUCUGUUCUUAGCCAUGGAUCUAGUCGUAAAGAUCUUAGAUUGAUGUAACAGUUUAUUCCAUGUUGUUCUUAUUUCGAUUGUUGUCAUUUAAAAAAAAAUAAUAGGAUCUUGAGUUUUAAGAUCCGUUUUUUUUUUUGUUUUUUGUAUGUUUUGGCUUUCGCCUCUUUGAACACAUAUAUUAGUGUUUGAUUGUGUUCAUUGUUCAAUGCUUAACAAAAAGUUUGUCAUGUUUAGAUUUAUCUUUGGUUGCUC
Molecule: messenger RNA, 1445 nt
Organism: Camelina sativa (false flax)
Lineage: Eukaryota; Viridiplantae; Streptophyta; Magnoliopsida; Brassicales; Brassicaceae
Source: RefSeq, a predicted model, not a curated record